Molecule: messenger RNA, 1284 nt
Organism: [Torrubiella] hemipterigena
Lineage: Eukaryota; Fungi; Ascomycota; Sordariomycetes; Hypocreales; Clavicipitaceae
Source: the annotation of a GenBank genome assembly
CGCCAACCAAAGCGCCCGCGAGUCUAGUUCCUACGCCGUCACCAUUACAGAACUUUUCUUUCGCUAGAAAUAAAAAACCGUAAGAUGGUUGUUAAAAGUCGGCUCCGCCAGGCAAUUAUUGCCGAAAAGGGAAUUGAUAUGAAGAAGAAAAAGCAGCGCCGUGACGAUAAGCUCAACUCCAAGCAGGCUGCUGGCGCUGAGAGGUCUGACGACGACGUUUCUGAUGAAGAACUCAAGUUUGAUCUCGACGCUGUUAAUGACAGUGAUACGUCCGAUUCAUCGGUUGACAUGGAAGAACGACUUCCCCGUCGAUCUACAGCCAAUGCCAAGGCACAGGCGACAAAACAAGUAACCAACGAAGACGAUGAUGAAGAAGAAGACGAAGAAGAAGACGAUAUUCCUGUUUCUGAUCUUGAAGAUCUCGAUGAGGAAGACCGAGAAGACCUAGUUCCUCAUACUCGCCUUACCAUCAACAAUACCUCAGCCCUCCUUACUUCUCUCGAGCGCAUAUCGAUACCUACCGACAGUUCCGUUCCUUUCGCCUCACAUCAAUGUGUUAUUUCACAAGCCCAGACCUCUGAUUCCAUCCCCGAUGUAUCCGAUGAUCUUCAAAGAGAACUGGCCUUUUACUCGCAAUGUUUGGAGGCUGCCAAGAUUGGUAGAGCUAAGCUCAUCAAAGAAGGUGUUCCUUUCUCAAGACCUAAGGAUUACUUUGCAGAAAUGGUUAAGGAGGAUGCUCAUAUGGAGAAGGUGAAGGCCAAGCUUGUUGAAGAAGCCUCAAACAAGAAGGCUGCAGCUGAGGCCCGUAAAUUGAGAGACUUGAAAAAGUUCGGCAAGCAGGUGCAGGUCGCUAAGCUCCAGGAACGCCAGAAGGCUAAGAAGGAGACGUUGGAGAAGAUCAAGACUCUCAAGAGAAAGCGACAAGAAUCUAACGGCGACACUGGAGGUGCUACCGAGGCCGACCUGUUUGAUAUCGGUAUCGAUAAUGAGAUUGGAAAGCCUAGCCGUGGCAAAACUGGUGCCGGUGUCAACGCUAAGCGAGUCAAAAAGAACGAGAAGUACGGAUUCGGUGGUAAAAAGCGACACGGCAAGUCUGGCGAUGCUAUGAGCUCCGGUGACCUCAGCGGAUUUAAUGCCAAGAAAAUGAAGACCAAGGGUAAAGCCACCAGACCAGGCAAAGGCCGAAGAAAAGCCAUGUCAUCCAAGUAGAUUAUUUCUGUAGUUAAAUAGGAACGGUUUUGUCUUUGAUAUUUGCCAUACUUGCAUUUGCUAUUACCAUGCUCC